GAAUGCUGACGGGUCAGUUAAUUGCCGGUGCACCUAUCAUGGAUGCAAUAAAAUAUCAACAAAUUAUUAUGUUUAUGAUUUCUGCUUCAUCAGCUUUAGGUGUUCUUAUGUCGAUCUUUGCUUGUAUCAUCACAUGCAUUGAUACCUCCCAUCGCUUACGCAUUGAUCGGAUAUCAAAUUCUAAACCAUGGAUCUAUGUUAAACGUGAUCAGUUGAUUAAUAGCAUUAAACGUGGUGUAACUGGACUUAAAAAUAGUGUAUGUUGCUGUUUUUUGAGAUCUGAUAAACCUUCAGAUCAAGAUGAUCAUAUUUUGUUAUUAGGUGGAGAUACUUCAUAA
This is a messenger RNA of Racocetra persica, 338 nucleotides long. The record is from the annotation of a GenBank genome assembly. NCBI's taxonomy places the organism in Eukaryota, Fungi, Glomeromycota, Glomeromycetes, Diversisporales, Gigasporaceae.